This is a messenger RNA of Alternaria alternata, 1384 nucleotides long. RefSeq names its product deoxyribonuclease tatD. Bases 406 to 1320 code for a protein of 304 amino acids. The transcript has 4 exons. NCBI's taxonomy places the organism in Eukaryota, Fungi, Ascomycota, Dothideomycetes, Pleosporales, Pleosporaceae. Gene Ontology annotation, cellular component: cytosol. Gene Ontology annotation, molecular function: 3'-5'-DNA exonuclease activity. The record is from RefSeq and is a predicted model, not a curated record.
CUGGAUGCGCAAAGAGAUGCAGUCGUGAAAGAGAGUGGCUGUGCGAGAGAUGCCAGCAUCGAACCUAAACCUAAAACGGCUUAGUCACAUAUGCUUGAGGUAGCAACGAUCAACCAGUGAGCAUCAUAUUCCAUCUACCAGUUUCAUUCAUGUUACUGAAGCCCAUGCAAGCCUUGAGAUAUCGUGCUUCAGUUCAUACCUCGAGUCGAUGUCCUAUACUGCGUCCUUCUAGCUUCAUCCCACCCCUGUUGAGCAAUUUUACACGUGCGUCAUUACUCUAAUUCUUUACUGACCUCGAGAUGCUUACAAGACCGACAUCAAUAUCAGACAGUACCUCCUUUACAUAUCAAAAACCCUCCGAAACCAUCAAGAUGACGACGGAAGCCCCUCAACUCAAGUACAUCGAUGUUGAUCGGUAUCAACUUCACGGAUCCGAUAUACCGUGGUGAAUAUCACGGCACUAAGCGUCACGAAGAUGAUUUCGAAGACGUCAUACAGCGAGCCGUCGAUGCUGGAUGCAAGAAGUUCAUGGUAACAGGUUCCGAUCUCGAGGAAUCCAAACAUGCUGUCGAAAUAGCGAAAGCGCACCCAGGGCUGUGCUAUGCAACGAUUGGUGUACAUCCUUGCUCAGCAAAACAGUUCGACACGCACCCUGGAGGCUCGUCUGAACUGCUCUCUGCGCUGAAAACCCUUGCGCUUGAGGCCAAGGAAGCAGGAUAUGCAGUUGCUUUUGGAGAGAUAGGUCUUGAUUAUGACCGCCUGUUUCUAACGCCAAAGGAGCCGCAGUUGAAGUACUUUGAGGCACAGCUGGCGAUUGCAAUUGAGGUCCAGCUACCACUGUUUUUACAUUCGCGAGCCGCGAGCGAAGACUUUGAGAAGCUCUUGACCGCGAAACUGGAUCAACUGCCGAAACGAGGUUUGGUUCAUAGCUUUACUGGCACAGCCGAGGAGAUGCAGCGUCUUGUUGGCUUGGGUUUUGACAUUGGAGUCAACGGAUGCAGCAUGAAAACUGACGAGAAUAUCGCGGUGGUUAAACAAAUACCGCUUGAGCGCCUGCAGAUUGAGACUGACGGUCCAUGGUGCGAGAUGCGACCCAGUCAUGCAUCAGCCAAGUAUUUGCAAGACGCGCCUCCGUUACCCAAGGCGGUCAAGAAGGAGAAGUUCGCCAAAGGUAUGAUGGUCAAGGGCCGCAACGAGCCGGCUACAAUACCACACGUGGCAUAUGCGAUUGCAAAGAUCAAGGAAGUUACCGUGGAGGAGGUCUGCGACGCUGCUUGGAAGAAUUCGGUCAAGAUGUUUGGACUUGGCAAAACGGCGUAACACCACCAUGACACCUUAGACUUGAUAUAGACUAUGCAUAUAGAAGAUCGAUUUGUACAAGAGG